Messenger RNA from Populus nigra (black poplar), 4063 nucleotides. Its product is annotated as MDIS1-interacting receptor like kinase 2-like. The transcript has 3 exons. Gene Ontology annotation, molecular function: protein kinase activity; protein binding; ATP binding. The record is from RefSeq and is a predicted model, not a curated record. Lineage: Eukaryota; Viridiplantae; Streptophyta; Magnoliopsida; Malpighiales; Salicaceae. The coding region runs from base 11 to 3298 and encodes 1095 amino acids. Gene Ontology annotation, biological process: protein phosphorylation.
UUCCUUAGACAUGAUGUCCUUACUACAGAAACCAGUCUCAACGUUUCUCCAAGUCCUUUUUUUUCUCCUUCUAAUGUGCUUUCCUUCUUUCUUUGCCUUUCCUCCUAAUUCCUCUGCAACUUCAUUUGGGGCUGCCAAAUAUGGAGUUGUUGAAGGUAAUAAAGAAGCGGAGGCUCUCCUAAAAUGGAAAGCAAGUCUUGAUGACAACCACAGCCAAGCUAUCCUGUCUUCUUGGGUUGGCAGCAGCCCUUGCAAGUGGCUUGGAAUCACUUGUGACAAUUCUGGAAGUGUCGCGGAUUUCAGCCUUCCACAUUUUGGUCUGAGAGGUACACUUCAAAGUUUCAACUUCUCAUCCUUCCCCAAUCUUCUCACUCUCAAUCUCUGGAACAAUUCACUCUAUGGAACUAUUCCAUCUCACAUUAGUAACCUGACCAAAAUCACCAAUUUAGACCUGUGUGAUAAUCACUUCACAGGAAAUAUUCCACUUGAGAUAGGAUUGUUAACAAGUCUCAACUUUUUGUACUUUUGUAAAAAUAAUCUCACCGGUUUGAUUCCAGCUUCUAUUGGAACUCUAAAACACUUAUUCGUUCUCUAUCUAUACAGUAACAAACUCUCCGGCUUGAUACCCCCAGAAAUUGGAUCACUACACUCUCUCAGUUCCCUUUACUUGUCAAACAAUGAUUUAACUGGUAGGAUCCCUUCUUCUAUUGGAAAUCUGAGAAACUUAUCAAUUCUUUCUCUCUCGAAUAAUGAACUCUCCGGCUUGAUACCCCCAGAAAUUGGAUCACUACAAUCUCUCAGUUCCCUUUACUUGUCAAACAAUGAUUUAACUGGUAGGAUCCCUUCUUCUAUUGGAAAUCUGAGAAACUUAUCAAUUCUUUCUCUCUGGAAUAAUGAACUCUCUGGCUUGAUACCCCCAGAAAUUGGAUCACUACAAUCUCUCAGUUCCCUUUACUUGUCAAACAAUGAUUUAACGGGUAGGAUCCCUUCUUCUUUUGAAAAUCUGAGAAAUUUAUCCACUCUUGAUCUCUCGGAUAACAAACUCUCUGGAUCCAUCCCUUCUUUUAUUGGGAACAUAACUAUGCUCACUAGACUUGGUCUGAGCAUGAAUAAUUUAUCUGGAUCUGUUCCUCGGGAAAUAGGACAACUUGAAUCCCUUGUUGAAUUAAGAUUGCACUUAAAUAAUCUCAAUGGUUCUCUGCCCCCCGAGAUGAAUAAUCUCACACAUUUGAUGGUUUUGCAUUUGUUUGCAAACAGUUUCACUGGCCAUUUACCACGAGACUUGUGCCUUAGUGGGUUACUUGUAAAUUUUUCAGCCGGCUACAAUCAUUUUUCUGGUCCAAUCCCUGAAAGCUUGCGAAAUUGUACUCGUCUAUUUAGAGUUAGGCUUGAAUGGAACCAAUUGACGGGGAAUAUUUCUGAAGAUUUUGGCCUCUACCCAAACUUGAACUAUGUGGACCUAAGUCACAAUGAUUUGUAUGGUGAGCUUACAUGGAAAUGGGGAGGUUUUCAUAACUUGACGAGCCUAAAAUUGUCAAACAAUAAUAUCACAGGUGAGAUACCAUCAGAGCUUGGAAAGGCUACUGGGCUACAAGUCAUUGAUCUCUCGUCAAAUCUCCUGAAGGGGACAAUUCCAAAAGAAUUGGGGCAGUUGAAGGCGUUGUUCAACCUUGCUCUUCAUAACAACCAUCUUUUUGGUGUUGUUCCCUUUGAAAUCCAAAUGCUAUCUCAACUUAGUGCCCUUAAUUUAGCUUCUAAUAAUCUUGGUGGAUUAAUUCCAAAACAAGUGGGAGAGUGCUCAAAUUUAUUACAGUUGAACUUGAGUCAUAAUAAGUUCACAUGGAGCAUCCCAUCUGAGAUAGGCUUCCUGCAUUUUCUUGAAGAUCUAGAUCUCAGUGGGAAUCUAUUGGCAGGAGAGAUACCAUCAGAAAUUGGGCAAUUGAAACGGUUAGAAAAAAUGAACCUCUCUCACAACAAACUUUCCGGUUUGAUUCCAACUGCUUUUGUAGAUUUAGUGAGCUUGACAACUGUAGACAUCUCCUACAAUGAACUAGAGGGCCCUAUUCCCAAAAUCAAAGGCUUCAAUGAAGCUCCAUUGGAAGCUUUUAUGAAUAAUAGUGGUCUUUGUGGAAAUGUCAGUGGUCUAAAGCCUUGUACACUUCUUACAAGCAGGAGAAAGAGCAACAAAAUUGUUAUUUCGAUUCUUUUUCCUCUCCUGGGUAGUCUACUUCUACUACUUACCAUGGUUGGAUGUUUAUACUUUCGCCACCAAACAAGUAGAGAAAGAAUCUCCUUUUUAGGAGAGCGACAAAGUCCACUCAGUUUUGCAGUAUGGGGCUAUGAGGAAGAGAUCAUACAUGAAACUAUCAUCCAGGCCACUAAUAAUUUCAACUUCAAUAACUUCAUUGGGAAAGGGGGAAAUGGAAUUGUUUAUCGAGCCAUGUUGCCAACAGGUCAGGUGGUUGCCGUGAAGAAACUUCACCCAUCAAGAGAGGGCGAGCUUAUGAAUUUGAAAACUUUUAGAAAUGAGAUUCGCAUGUUAAUAGAUAUUCGACAUCGAAAUAUUGUGAAGUUAUAUGGAUUUUGUUCAUUAAUAGAGCACUCUUUUUUAGUUUACGAGUUCAUAGAAAGGGGAAGUUUGAAGAUGAAUUUAUCUAGCAAAGAACAGGCAAAGGACUUGGAUUGGAAUAGAAGGCUUAAUGUUGUUAAAGGAGUGGCCAAUGCAUUAUCCUAUUUGCACCAUGAUUGCUCGCCUCCAAUCAUUCAUCGAGACAUUUCCAGCAGCAAUGUUCUUUUAGAUUUGGAAUACGAGGCUCAUGUUUCGGAUUUUGGGACAGCUCGGCUCUUGAUGCCUGACUCGACCAACUGGACCUCAUUUGCUGGCACCUUCGGAUACACAGCUCCAGAGCUAGCUUACACAAUGAGAGUGAACGAGAAGUGCGAUGUCUACAGCUUUGGAGUGGUCACAAUGGAAGUAAUAAUGGGAAUGCAUCCGGGUGAUCUCAUCUCAUCUCUUUCUGCAUCAGCAUUUUCCUCCUCGUCGUGCUCACAAAUCAACCAGCAUGCAUUGUUGAAGGAUGUGAUAGACCAGCGUAUCCCACUUCCUGAAAAUCGAGUUGCAGAAGGUGUGGUCUCCAUUAUCAAAAUAGCAUUUGCAUGCUUGCUUGCCAAUCCCCAAUCUAGGCCAACCAUGCGACAAGUAGCUUCGAAGCUCAUAGCUCGAUGGCCUCCGCUGCCAAAGUCAUUCUCCGCAAUAACAUUGGAAGAUCUGAUGCCUCAAACAACUGUGACAGGCUGAGAAUUUUCCAAAAGAUUUUCUAUAAUUAGAUCACUUGCCACUCGUAACUCUUCGAAGUUCGCUGUCCUGUCUCCUUCACGACACCAAAAACAAUCUCCACCACCACCACCAAUGGCCGAAACAUCCGUCUCCUCCACCGUCGCCACAAUCCCACCUCCUCUACCACCAUGGAGCGAAGAAAUAGAAUGCAUCUUGGACAAUUCGCUCAGAGAAAUGCCAAUAAUUGGUGCUAAAGAUUCUAAUCCUAUACAACAAGAGGAAAGUGCAAGUACAAGCGCGUGCGCGCUCUGCUGUCUGGUGAAGAACAGAAAACUGGACCCUAUCGAGAUCAUUCAUAGAUUUGGGCAUGAUUUGGUGGUGUUAAAAGGGAGUAAAAGAGUGUGGAAUUUGAGUAAGAAAGCGAAAUAUGAUCCGGGUGUCGGUGAUUAUUUGUUUACGCCGGCCAGGGAUGUCCAUAGAGUGAAGUAUUUUGAGGAUACUGAGUUUUUUUAUCAAGUGGGAAGGGAAAUGGGAUAUCUUCUUUGAUGAAGAGAUGGAGGUUGCUAAGAGUGAAAUUGAGAAAGAAGCAGGGGAUGGGUUUGAGUUAGUAAAGUAAGACAUUGUGUGUGAUUUGAGCUUUGAAUGAUGACUUUGUUAUGGGUGUUUAAUGUUUUGUGUCUUUGGUUUUUCAUGUUGGAUGAUGAUCUUUUGCCCUGUUAAUGUUGAUGUGCAGUUAUGUAAAGAAGAAUCAUUAAAAAUGAUAAAUCAACUUUGUGUUUUGAACAA